AGAGAUGGAAGUGGUGUUUCGGUGCUUAGCACAAUUGCUUAAUUCAAAUUGAAAUCAAAGUGAAGAUCAACAAAACACCCACCAACUGCAUAGAAGACUUGUCUGCGGAGGACCAGAAGGUGUCGGAUAUGGUGAAAUCGCCGUGGAAGCGAGAGGAGAAUGGGUCUCAGUCGCCGUGCCGCAUUAAAAGCUCAAUGAGCAUGGAGGAAAGCAAGCCGCAAUCUCCGGGCGAGGAUCAUUUCGACACCACAGAACAGCAUGCGCAGCUAGAUGAAGGGCAAAUCAAGACUGAGCCAGAUGACGACCAAUCCGUGGAGUCCGAGAGGGAUCCUUUCGACGAGCUGGCCGAGCUCCUCGAGGAAGAAAACGUCCCAGUGUACCUUGUUCAAAUGCCAUUAGUGGCGCCGCCACCGCCAUCUAUCACCCUACCCGAUGACUGCUUUUUGUUUACUAGACGCACCAAAGUGGAAAUUGCCUCUGCCGUGCCCAGUUCUUCGUCCAGCGUCAACGAAUGCUUGGACUCACCACAUCAGCGCGCAGCUGGCUUGGCGCCCAUUGAAGUGCACUCUCAAAAGAAAAGUCGUUCAAGGCGUGGGCGUUCUCGGAGUGGCGGAUCUUCAAACAGACAAGAAAGCAAUCAAGGAAGAAGUCUGAUUAGAUCAUUAUCAUCAGUAGGGCACAGAAACAGGCAAAAACCUCCAGAGCACAGAGAGGAUAGAACCACUUCCAGUCGUAAAGGGGCUCGCAGCAACAGUUCCUCGAUGGAAACUAAAAAAUGCAAAAUGUCAAGGGGUAGGAGCCCAGGCAAGAUCAAAAAAAGGAAUAGCACUUCGAGAAUAUCAACCGAAACCGAUAGAGGUAGAACACGCAGCCCGAAUGGGACGAGUUCCAGCGAUCGUGAACAUUUUCGCAAGAAGAUGUCCUACCAACGGUUAUCGCGCCGUAAAUUCGCCGAGAAUGGGCAUGUGUUUGGCCGUAGACGUUCUAGAAGUGGUUCACCGAACAGAAGGCACUGGCGUCGAGACAGUUUUAGUCCGAUAAUAUCACCGCAAAGAAUCCGACGAGAGUUCCGACCCAGACAGAUUCGUCGCUAUUCCCCAAAACGACUGUCCGGACAGCGAUGUCUUUCUCGUGAGCCAACCAAAAGCCCCUCAAGAUGUAGAUCCCGUCAGAGCGGCCGUUCUUAUCAGCAUCCUCAAAGACGCUCGCGAAGUGGAACCCGACAGUACCGUCUUUCUCGUGAGCCACCUAUACGCCACUCGAGAAGUAGAUCCCGACAGCACCGUCUUUCUCGUGAGCCCCCAAUACGCCACUCGAGAAGUAGAUCUCAUUCUGCUGUGAACAAAACAAGGAUGAACGACAACGUUUCUCCUGUCUGCUCGGCCGGGUCAAUUGAGAUCUUUCAACCGAGUGAUUGUACACUUCCACCUCUGGGACCUGUUGAGCCAAUGGCUUACAACUCACCAAGACCGAUACUACCAAUAGUAACUAGUCGAUUCGAAAAUCCAGUAACACCAUCUCCAGUAACACCGUAUAGACAUUUGCCUCAGAUGCCAGCAGCCAGCAACCAUAUGUGGUAUACGCAAACGCAUUACACUCACUUUCAGUACAGCACCACGACUAUGCAGGACGGUCCGAACUGGCAAGCGCCUGUCUAUGGCUAUGGAGAUGCACCGCCUCCUGCGUUGGGUCCCCACGAUCUGCGCCAUCGCCUGGGCUCGACUCGCUCGUUGCCAUUGGGCCCAUGCGAUCUGCGCCACCGGAUCCAAGGCCGACCAGAGUGUUUUUUUCCCACGGAAAACACAGCAUCUCCAUACAAUGUAGCCCCAGGCCAGACGGUCUAUCAAUACUAUCCAAAUGGAUACUAUUAG
Messenger RNA from Drosophila persimilis, 1871 nucleotides. RefSeq names its product serine/arginine repetitive matrix protein 1. The coding region runs from base 129 to 1871 and encodes 580 amino acids. The transcript has 2 exons. The record is from RefSeq and is a predicted model, not a curated record. Lineage: Eukaryota; Metazoa; Arthropoda; Insecta; Diptera; Drosophilidae.